AUGACCAACGGGGAUAGAUCACCGUCGCCGGAAUUCGAUCCGCUGGCAUUCGGCGACGACCUCGCGCCUCUUCCGGAGUACAAGGCGGCGGGAACCACGGAAGUGGACUUCUCGGGCCUCCUGGGCGAGCCACUCAAGCUGCACGAAGAUCUCAGGUCGGGAUGCGGAGGCCAGCUGUGGCCGGCCGGCCUCGUGCUGGCCAAGCAUAUGCUGCGCUACCAUAGGGAUGAGCUGCAACACGCCAGAAUACUCGAACUCGGCGCCGGCGGUGGGGUUGUUGGACUCACUGUAGCGAGAGGCUGCGCCAGCCUGGAGCACCCGCUGUACAUCACCGAUAUGGUCGAAAUGGAGUCGCUGAUGCAGCACAACAUCGCCCUGAACGGACUCGACGACCGAGUGAGAGCCAGAGUCCUCAACUGGGGCGAGCCACUCUCGGAAGAAGUGCUCGGUUUCAAGCCCGACAUCAUCCUGGCCGCUGAUUGCGUCUACUUCGAGCCUGCAUUCCCGCUGCUGCUGCAGACGCUGCAGGACCUACUGACAUUGGUCCCCGACGCCGUUGUGUUCUUCUGCUUCAAGAAGCGGCGGCGAGCCGACAUGCAGUUCCUCAAGGCUGCAAGGAAAGCCUUCACUGUGACCGAGAUCGAGGAUGAGGACCGGCCUGUGUUUAGCCGGGAAGGUCUGUUCCUGUACACCUUUACUCGAAAACAAUGA
Messenger RNA from Thermothielavioides terrestris NRRL 8126, 711 nucleotides. RefSeq lists its product as uncharacterized. Bases 1 to 711 code for a protein of 236 amino acids. NCBI's taxonomy places the organism in Eukaryota, Fungi, Ascomycota, Sordariomycetes, Sordariales, Chaetomiaceae. The record is from RefSeq and is a predicted model, not a curated record. The transcript has 3 exons.